CAAGGACUGUGUGGAGAUAUUUGGAGUUGGAGGAGGACACUGGUACUUCUCUGAUCCCACAGGAGGAAAAUAAGCUAAAUCGCACUUUCCAGACUGUCACACAGCCUCAAACGUUAACACAUCUCAACAGACAGAUUAUUAUAAACACACCAAGGCACACGAGCAGAUAUGAGUGAAGAAAAACCAGCCGAGACUGUGGAGACCGCCCCAGCCGAGGUGAACGCUAUUCCUAAUGGGAAAGGCCAUGAGCUUGGUGAGGAGAUCACAGCAUUGGCCAAAACGCCCCCGGCAGAGGACAGUGAAAAGGAAACUGUACCCAAUAGUACCCAGAAUGCUAGUCCUCACAGAACUGAAAAUGCUGAGGCCAACCUCCCAGAGAGCCAGGAGUUCUUAUCAGGCGUGGAGGACAAGAAGACGACACGCUUUACAGAUUUUGAAGGGAAAACCUCGUUCGGGAUGUCAGUCUUCAACCUGGGCAAUGCAAUCAUGGGAAGUGGAAUCCUAGGUCUGGCCUAUGCCAUGGCCAACACAGGGAUCGUCCUGUUUUUGGUACUUCUAACAGUGGUGGCAGGCCUCUCAUCAUAUUCCAUCCAUUUACUGCUAAAGUCAUCUGGUAUUGUAGGUAUUCGUGCGUAUGAGCAGCUCGGUUACAGGGCCUUUGGGACCCCGGGGAAGAUGGCGGCAGGUAUUGCCAUCACACUGCAGAAUAUUGGAGCCAUGUCCAGUUACCUGUACAUAGUCAAGUAUGAGUUUCCUCUGGUCAUCCAGGCCUUUCUGAAGGUGGAUAAGCCUGCAGGUGAAUGGUACAUGAAUGGAAACUACCUUGUGAUCAUAGUUUCUGUUGCAGUAAUAUUACCGCUGGCUCUCAUGAAACAGCUAGGAUACCUCGGAUACACCAGUGGCUUCUCCCUGAGCUGCAUGGUUUUCUUCCUCAUUUCGGUCAUCUACAAGAAGUUCAAUCUCCCUUGUCCAUUUGUGGACUUUGCAUUGAAUGGCACUAGCAGUGUUCUGAAUGUCAGUGCGAUGGAUCCUGGUGGGGAGGACAACUCUGCUUGCAUUCCCAAAAUGGCAAACCUCAACUCGCAAACGGCCUACACCAUCCCCAUCCUGGCGUUCGCCUUUGUGUGCCACCCCGAGGUCCUGCCCAUCUACACAGAGCUGCGCAAUGCCACCAAGAAAAAGAUGCAGCAUGUGGCCAACAUCUCCAUUGCAGUCAUGUACGGCAUGUACUUCCUGGCUGCUCUUUUUGGAUACCUAACUUUCUAUGGUGAAGUAGAAGCAGAGCUGCUUCACACCUACAGCCGUAUUGAUCCGUAUGACACUUUGAUUUUGUGUGUGCGUGUGGCUGUGCUCACUGCUGUCACACUCACUGUACCCAUUGUUCUCUUCCCUGUACGGAGAGCGAUUCAGCAGAUGAUGUUUCCCAACAAGACCUUCUACUGGCCUCGUCACAUCGCCAUUGCCUUCACUCUUCUCACUUUCAUCAACCUGCUGGUCAUCUUUGCCCCCAACAUUCUUGGCAUCUUUGGGAUCAUUGGUGCCACAUCUGCCCCUUGUCUCAUCUUCAUCUUCCCUGCUGUCUUCUACAUUCGUAUUGUACCCAAAGAAGAGGAGCCACUGCUCUCCGUGCCCAAAAUCCUGGCGGCCUGCUUUGCUGGAAUAGGCUUCCUGUUUAUGAUAAUGAGUCUCAGCUUUAUCAUCAUUGAUUGGACAUCAGGCACCAGUAAAGCCAGCAGUGGUCACUAG
This is a messenger RNA of Toxotes jaculatrix (banded archerfish), 1746 nucleotides long. Its product is annotated as sodium-coupled neutral amino acid transporter 3-like. NCBI's taxonomy places the organism in Eukaryota, Metazoa, Chordata, Actinopteri, Toxotidae. Gene Ontology annotation, biological process: amino acid transmembrane transport; asparagine transport; histidine transport. The coding region runs from base 169 to 1746 and encodes 525 amino acids. The transcript has 17 exons. The record is from RefSeq and is a predicted model, not a curated record. Gene Ontology annotation, molecular function: L-histidine transmembrane transporter activity; L-glutamine transmembrane transporter activity; L-asparagine transmembrane transporter activity.